Molecule: messenger RNA, 6062 nt
Organism: Xiphias gladius (swordfish)
Lineage: Eukaryota; Metazoa; Chordata; Actinopteri; Istiophoriformes; Xiphiidae
Gene: bmp2k
Product: BMP2 inducible kinase
Exons: 16
Coding region: 469-3963 (1164 amino acids)
Biological process (GO): protein phosphorylation
Molecular function (GO): ATP binding; protein kinase activity
Source: RefSeq, a predicted model, not a curated record
CGCCGGAGGAGGUGUUAGCAACGCCGCUGCCAGCUGCAUUGUUGUGCUUCUCCGCUGCCCCUUUUUUCAUUGUUGGCGGAGCGUCCUGACUGCACACCGCUGAGCCCUCGCACGCUAGCGACGGCUGCAUCCAGCUAGCGUGAUGUGUCACAUAAGCUAACGAACCUAUCACACAUUUUGUUUCUGACCGUUUGUGAGUGGAUGCUGUCAGUGGUACGAGCUUUGGGAUACCGACGGGGUUCAUCCCACCGUGACGCCUGCAUAUCAACUGUACUUUCAUGUCGUGUCACCCGACAGCAAGUAGUCCCUCCAGAAGAACCAGACGCGGAGCAUGCAGGAGAAGAAAAUAUUUCAGAUAAGUAGAUAGGGGACGUCGGACACAACCGAGUUAAAUUGGACUCUGCGGUUAAUUUAACACCAAGCGGGGGGAUUGCAUUUUGGUGGGCGGACUGAAAGAGAGAGUAAAGGAUGAAGAAGUUUUCCAGAAUGCCAAAGUCCGAAAGCGGCGGGCUCGGAGGGGCGUCCGGGUCCGGCUCCAGCUCCGGAGUCAGCAGCUACUUCGGGAAAGUGUUUGCGGUCGGCCGGUAUCAGGUCACCGUGGAGGAGCUCAUUGCAGAAGGAGGCUUCUCAGUGGUGUUUCUGGCUCGUACGCACAGCGGCGUCCGCUGCGCUCUCAAAAGGAUGUAUGUCAACAACGUCCCGGACCUGAAUGUCUACAAGAGAGAGAUCACUAUCAUGAAGGAGCUGUCAGGCCAUAAGAACAUUGUCGGCUACCUGGACUCCACAAUUAGUGCUGUGUCAGACAGCAUCUGGGAGGUCCUGAUCCUCAUGGAGUACUGUAAAGCGGGUCAGGUGGUGAGGCAGAUGAACCAGCGGUUGAAUGUGGGCUUCAGUGAGGUCGAGGUCCUUCACAUCUUCUGUGACACCUGUGAGGCCGUGGCCCGCCUGCAUCAAUGCAAGACGCCCGUCAUCCACAGAGACCUAAAGGUUGAAAACAUCCUGCUGAACGACCAGGGAAAUUAUGUGCUGUGUGACUUUGGUAGUGCCACUCACAAGGUUUUGCUGCCACAUAAAGAUGGAGUUACUGCUGUGGAGGACGAGAUCAAGAAGUACACAACCCUGUCAUAUCGGGCCCCGGAGAUGAUUAACUUGUACGCAGGGAAAGCCAUCACCACUAAAGCUGAUAUAUGGGCACUUGGAUGCUUGUUGUACAAGCUGUGUUUCUUCGCACUUCCAUUUGGGGAGAGUCAAGUUGCCAUAUGUGACGGAACCUUUAUUGUUCCAGAUAACUCCAAAUUCUCCUUCAAGUUGCACUGCUUAAUCAGAUAUAUGCUCGAACCAGACCAGGAAAAGAGACCAGACAUUUACCAAGUGUCCUACUUUGCCUUCAAGUUAGCUGGAAAAGACUGUCCAGUGCCAAAUCUCUUUAACUCUCCCAUCCCAACGUCGCUCCCAGAGCCUCUAACGGCCAGCGAGGUCGCUGCUAAGAAGAGUAUGACAAAAGCCAGGAUAACGGAUUCGGUCGGGCCCACGGAAACAUCAAUAGCUCCCAGACAGAGGCCAAAGGCAGCAAACAGUAACGUCCUGCCCCUUGCCAACACUGUCACCCCUGUCAAGAUGACCGUGCCCUCAGCACCCGUGAGCAACGGCCAGAAAGCUCCCACCCCUGGCUCAGGGCAGCCGUCCAUGCAGCCCCAGCCCAGCAGUCAGCAGCACCGAGUCCUGCAGCAGUUACAGCCCGGCGACCUGCGUCUACAGCAGCUACAGCAACAUCACCACCAACAACAACAACAACAACAACAAGCAGUGCAGCAACAACAUGCAAAUGCACAGCAACUCCAAUACCUCCAGUACCAACAGGCUGUGCAGCAGUCCCUCCAGCUUCAGCAGCAGCAGCAGGCCCUGCUCCAGCAGCAACAGCAGAUGAUGAUGCAGCCGAUGUACCAGCAGCAGGUGGCUCAGGCCCAGGCCCAGGCUCAGUACGCGGCCAUGCUGCACCAGUACCAACAGGCUUUUGUCCAGCAGCAGCAGCAGCAGCAGCAGCAACAACAGCAGCAUCACCAACAUCAUCAUCAGCAGCAGCAGCAGCAGCAUCCCCUAGCAGCCCCCUCCCUCCCAUCCCCUCUCCUCUUCCCCCCAGAUUCCCCUCCUUUCCACCACCACACACACACCUGCUGCUGGGGGGGGAUGGGGGGGCUAUCACCUGUGGAUCCCUCGUACACUAACCCCAGUAGAAACCCUCUCCUUGCCUCCGACGGGAUCACCACGCCCUCUCGGAGCUGCAACAGCACGGUCAGUAACCCCCCCGACAUGUCGGGCUGGAACCCCUUCGGAGAGGACAACUUCUCCGAAUUGACCGAGGAGGAGCUGAUUGACCGGGAGUUCGACAUGCUCAGAGCAAACAAGCCACUGGAGAGAACGGCCAGUGUGGAAACGGACCGACCGCAGCCGGCCGCCUCCACCGCCAAGCCUCUCCCACCAGAGGACCUGUUCGGCUCGGUCCCGUUUGUGGCCAGCGCAGGUACCAAUGUGAUAAAGACUGAGCAGACCCAUGAGGAAGUCAGCGUACCGGCCCCCAUCUCAACCGCUGCUGAAGAUCUGCAGCCGCCAGCAGCCAAGGAGCACAAAUCCGGCAGAAAGAGUAACUGUAGACCAGGAGAAGAGUCCGACAGUGACUUUGAGUCUGACCCUCCUUCACCGAAAAGCAGCGAGGACGAAGAGCCAGAGGAGGACGAGGCACUGAACAGUGAGCACGGUGAAGACACUGAGCCAGAGAAUCUAGGGCAGAGGCCUCUGCUUAUGGACUCUGAGGAAGAGGGCGAGGAGGAUUAUGACAAGCACAGCUCUGACUCUGACUAUGACCCCAGCAGAGUCAAGAGUCGCUCAAAGAAAGCUCCGGCUGGUAAAGUGGCUUCUGCUGCUGCCAGGAGGAAUCCUCAAGGAGAUUCUGCCAUGACGCUGGUCACCCCUCCCGAGUCGCCCAGCGGAGCAAGAGCUGCCCCAGCUGUGGAAUCUGUGGAAGCUGUGGAUGUUUUCGGUGCUGUUCCCUUCCUUGGAGGAUCCUCGCCGGUCAGACCCCCAGAGAGCACGGACAUCUUUGCCAAAGCGCCUUUCAGGCAAGUGAGCCACGAGCAGCAAGCUACAGAUGACUUCGAUGUUUUUACCAAAGCGCCAUUCAACCGGAACCUCUCCAAGUCUGGAAAGAGUGGCAGUGAUGUUCCCAUGGGUCAAACGCCACCCGUUUCCCCCGAGGGCAUUGACAUCUUUGGCUUCUCUCCCUUCCAGCCGGGCCCCACCGCGCCGCCUCCCAUCACCUCUAGAAGCGCAGACGAUCUCUUUCGGCCGUCUGCUGAGGAGUCGGCGAGUCCUCAGCAACAGAGGCUGAAGCAGCGCAGCCUCCAGAAGCUGUCCUCGCGCCAGAGGAAAACCAAGCAAGAGGCCACAGCGGGCGGCAGCAACGGCAAACGGCACCACGGCACGCCCACUGGGGGGCGCAAGACCAACAAGCCGACUUACCGCACACCUGAGCGAGUCCGUAGACACAAGAAGGUCGGCCGGAGAGACUCGCAGAGCAGCAACGAGUUCCUUAGCACCUCUGACUCUAAAGAGAACAUCAGUGUUGAUGUAACCAUGGCUGAAGGGAAAGACAAAGGAGAUUCUCUGCCAGUAGACGAAGCCCUUUUAGACCCGUUCGGCGCCAAACCUUUCCACCCUCAGGAUGGAUGCCGGAACAGCCAGUUUCAAGGCCUCGGCGACAGUAAGGGUGACAUGGGCACAGCCAAUGGCAAGUCCUGGACGGGUUCUUUUCACAGUGCUCUUGGAGAAGGCCGAAUCAUGGAUGAUUUUGGGGCGGUGCCCUUCACAGAACUGGUAAUCCACAGUGGACCUCAGCAGCAGCCGGCGCCCUCACAGCCGGUGGAGCUCGACCCGUUCGGAGCUGCACCCUUUCCCUCGAAACAGUGACUUCUCUUGCGUCUUCCCACUCUGCCAUUUGCUGUUAAAUAAACCCUGAGCUUUUUUGGUUUGGGAUCAUUUUAAACCAGUCAUGGAAACACAAGCUAAUGAUGUCCUAACGCUUCUUUUUUUUUUUUUGAGAACAUUUUGUUACAGCUCUCGGUUUCAAUAACAAAAACCUAAAUCCUGUGGAGUGUGAGUGAUGUUUCCACAUAUCUUUCAGCUGUACCUGUUUGCUGAGAGGCCUUUUAUGCUGAAUCUUAAUGCUUACAAAGACGUUUGAACCGGAAGAGACAGAAAGUCCACUCAAAAAAAAAAUCAAACUGUGAUUAUAAGCGCAACGUUUGACCGCUUGACUCGCUGCAAAAAGCUUGUUAUCGCCUGCCUUCUGAUCUACCAAUAUGGUUUUGUUUUUUUUUUAGCACCAGAAAGCCUUACCUGAGCUCGGCUCUGCCUUGCUGCACAGUACCUCGGAAAAUACGACACAGUUGGUCGGCGUCGGCCUUUGGUGUCGGAAUCAUUUGAGAGAUGACCUUAACCACUUUGUUUUAUCCUCAUUAGACCUCUCUCUAUGCAUAAUUUCACAGUAGACUUGACUUGUGUUGCAUUACACCUGGAAUACUAGAAGGGAUCGAUUUAUUGUACUUCCUUAAAAACUUUGAUCUGUUAAUUGAGACAAGUUUAAAUUUAGGCUCUUAACUGUUUUUUUUUUUUUAGCAGUAAACUUGUAUGUAAGUACUGUUAAUUUUUUAUUAAGUUACAACUCAUCACAUUCUGUUAGUAAUAAGGAAGAAAUAAAACAUAAAUCCACAUUAGAUCACUAGUCUAGGUUUGUGUUUUAAGAACUCUGACCGCUAUAGAAACUCUCAAGCUCUACUGCUAUUUUCUCAGCAAUGUAAGUGCUGCAAACAUCAGAUUUCGUAAGGAUAAAUGGGUAUUGCACCGUCAGUUAAAGGACAAGGCCGGUGGUAUUCUAUAUAUUUUGUUUCUGUCAACAAAUACCCUUAAAAAGACCAAAGACAACAAAGUUACGUUAAUGUGUUAGGCCGUCUCUCGACACUUACUGACUUCACUACCCAGUCUGUGGCUCACAGCUUGACCUUUUUUGUGAAAUAUGCUUAUUCGCUUUCUUGCUGAGAGUUAGUUGAAAAGGUAGGUACCCCUAUCAUACCUAGGUUUUGUUAGGUGGACUUCUUUUAAUUUUAUUUUCAGACCGGGUCAGGCUCGCUGUCUCCCCCUAUCUCCAGUCUUUAUGCUACGCUGGACUGGCUUCUGGCUCUAGCUUCAUAUUAAAAGUACAUAUGUGAGAGUGGUAUCAAUCUUCUCAUGUAAGUCUGAGCAAGAAAGUCCUUUUUCCCCCAAAAUGUCAAAUUAUAAACAACUCACUAAUAUGUAGUUUUAUUUCGAAAAAAGGCUCGGUAAUCUCCUAAAACAGCUGGGAACUGUGAUUUUUAGCCAACAUUACUCCAGCGGGAGGAAAUGGUGCAUCUGGUAGGGACUGUAUUCAGUGGCGGAUUAAGCCACAUUUGUUGCUCUCGUGAGUAUCUCCAGCAGCAGGACGGGAUAUGUGGGGCGGUUUUUUGGACAGUGGAGUCAAAUCCUUUCAUGAUGCCUUGGAUGCAACGAAAUAAUUGUUAGUAAGAUCAAUAUGUUAAUGGUUUUGGCCUUUUCAUGGGAUUUGUUGACGGAAAAAAAAUGUGGAAUAUCAGCAGACUUACUCUUUUAACGGAGGUCUCUCCUCUGCAGAAUGAGGUAAAUUGGCAUUUUCAUAAAGGGGAAAAAAACAAAACAUUUAGGAUCGACUGAGAAAUCUGUGAUGUAACAUUCAGGUCAUCUGUCUUCAUGAUUGCACUUUUCAUUCUUCCAUGAACUAGCUCUGUGUGCUCUACAUCGACGGCCUUAAGCACUGCAUUUACCUACACAACCAUCGGCACAUUUGUUUGAAUUGAACCUGCAGGUUGCUGUGUUUUCACCAGUGGAACCAUUUGAUACAAGUACUUUCCAUCUUUUUUUCUUUUUUUUUUCUCACCAGGGUAAAUCUUGUAUUUAUCAUGCUAUCCUGCUGUUUGAUGCAAUAAAUAAGAUUCAUCUCAGUGCAGCUUGAGGUG